AUGGCUGGACCCGUUGAUGGUUCUCCUGCCGAUGACGAUGCUGACGACAUAGAGGUCGAGAUAGCACGCACGGGCCUAGACCUGUUGCUGUGUUCCCUCUCUAAACCAACCAUCCCACCUUGUAGCAAGAAUCCGCCCGUCACUUCAGUUACGGCUGUUCCCACCGUCACUUCCGCCCCACCUGACUCAAUCGUCGCCCCAGUUAUUAACACCACCAUGCCAACCAAUGUCACAGACCCAGUACCCACUACGGUACCCGCAUCCGAGCCGUCAACACCAGCAGCACCGUCCCCGGCUUCUCCUAUGGGUACAUCUCCAUCGCUUCCACCAGGUUUUGAGAUGGCGUCCCCGUCAUCUCGGCCCGUUCCACCUGCAUCGCAACCAGCUGCUCCCGAAGCGGCGUCCCCUGCAGGUCGGCCCGUUCCACCUGCAUCUCACCCUCACGCAGCUGCAUCGGCGUCCCCGGCUGCUCGGCUUGUCCAGACGAAGUUGAACUUCCUUCGCCCCUCAUCUGCGCCACCGACAGCACCCACCAACGUGCCCACUCCGCCCGUACUCGAAGCUGCAGCCUCGAACCAGCCGUCAGUUCCUCCCGAGGAGCAGUAUGCCAUUGCUCUUGAAAGGGAAGCUCUUGCCGCUAAGGAUGCUGCCGAGAGCUUGCCUGUCUUCAACAUGAUCGACAACACGGUCCGUGCCAUCGUCGAGCAUCUGGGCCGGUCGGGUCCAUGGCAUCAGCGCUUCAAGGACCUCCAAGAGGUUUUUAUCGAGACCUUUCUGGAGCUGCAAGGGAUUUACACCGUACGGUGGCUAUCACGUGGUGAUGCCAUCGCCAGGUUUGUGGCGGUCCUGCCGGUAGUCAUCACGAUGGUGAAGGAGUGGAAUGACAAGCUGUACAAGGUGGUGACGUCGUUCCGGUUCCACUUUCUCCUGUUCUUCCUUGCCGACGUGCUUGACCAGAUGAACGUCCUGAGUAGGACGUUCCAGCGACGAGAGAUCCGCCGUACAACUGGACAUCUGGAGGCCCGUUACGUCGACUGCGGGGACGAGUUUGGCGGAGGGCUCAGUCCAAGGCUCUCGCCAUGGCUUGAGAAGCACGGCCCCGAAGACAAGCGGGAAGUCUGCAUCGAGGGCAGCGACUCGGACAGGCAGGCAUGCACCUUCACGUUCAUACUGCAUGAGGAUAAACUUGACGACUACCCCGGACCUGGGCACCAAGACGCAUGCAUCGACAUCUGCACCGAGUUCGCUGAGCUCAUCGUGGCCAACCUCCUGGAUCGGUUGGGCAACCUCGACAAGCUCUCGGGCGUGGGCUUGUUCACCCCCGACAAUUGGCCGCACGGCAGGCACGAGCGCCAAGCGAAGUGUCAGGAGCAUCUUGAGGCGCUGAUCACUCUCUUCCGGGCGGAAGAGUGCGAGGAGAUCAUACCUGGUGUCGACAAGAAGAAAGCAGUCAAGGAAGUGCGACUGCUAAUCCCCGUCCUUUCACGUGCACCGAAGGUCGAGAUCUGGCGUAACUACAAGAAGCGGAAGCCGCUCAACACCUGCAACUUCUCCAGGCAGGAGGCAGAUAGGAGGCGUCGGGGGAAGGAGGAGGCAGAGGCAGGAGACCAGGCCAACCCUGUAGACCUAGAUGAAGAGGAGGAUGCAGCAGGUGCAACUGACGGUGGUGAUGAUGAGGAUGCGAUGUGGCCCUUAAAAGUACACACUCUUGACGAAGCCGUUUUGCCUUCCCGACGCGUCGCGAUGCUCGAAGCGCCCGCAGGAACGGCCAGCGCGAUUCCGGUGGUGGACUUGUCGGCAGGAGAGGCGGCGUGCGCCGCCGCCGUGGAUAAGGCAUGCAGCGAGGUCGGCUUCUUCCUGCUGGCCAAUCACGGCGUGCCACGUCAGCUCAUCGCCGACGCCUUCCACCAGACGAGGCUGCUCUUCGGCCUGCCCCCUGAAGCCAAGGCGGCUGUGCGGCAGGACAGCAACAACCGCGGGUACACGGCGUUCGAGGAGGAGGCAUUAGACCCGGCGGUGCAGGGGCAGCGCGGCGACACCAAGGAGGGCUACUACGUGGGGGUGGACAUCCCCCCGCACGACCCCCGUGCCCACAAGCCCCUGCACGGCCCCAACGUCUGGCCGCCCGCAGACCUCCUCCCCGCCUUCCGUCCCACCAUCACUGCCUACUUCUCCGCCUGCCUCUCCCUCGCCCGCCGCCUCCUCCCCAUCCUCGCACUCGCGCUCGGGCAGCCGCGGGACUUUUUCGAUCUGCCCGGAAGAUUCGACGACCCAAUAGCGCUGCUGCGGCUGCUGCACUACUCGGGGGAGGCGUCUCGGCCGCAGGAGGGCGUGCUGGGCGCGGGCGCGCACACGGACUAUGGCAUGCUCACCCUGCUGCUCGUGUCACACCCUGGCCUGGAGAUCUGUGUGGAUCGCAGCAGUGCGGCACAGCAGUGGGUGCGCGUGCCAGUGGUACCAGGCACGUACAUUGUGAACAUAGGCGACAUGCUGGAGCGGUGGAGCAACGCCACAUGGCGCUCCACCCUGCACCGCGUGCUCGUGCUGCCCGAUGGGGAGGAGGGGGAGGAGGAGGAUGGUGGCGGCAGCAUCAGUGCUUGUGGGAUUGAGGGUCAUCCCGCUGGUAGUGCUGCUGCAGGCGGUGGUACUGCUGCUGGCACUGGCGACUCUGGUGGUGGUGGCGGUGGCAGCGAGGUGUUGGCAGCGGGGAGGGUGUCGCUGCCGUUCUUCUUUGAGCCCAACUUCGACUGCCUUGUGGAGUGCGUGCCCUCUCGGGUUGAUGCUGCCAACCCUGCACGGUUUCCCCCAACCACCAGCGGGCACUACCUGCUAUCACGCUAUCAGGCCACCCACAAGGACCUUCAUGACUCCCUCAAAUAA
Closterium sp. Naga37s-1 is the source of this 2880-nucleotide messenger RNA. The record is from the annotation of a GenBank genome assembly. Lineage: Eukaryota; Viridiplantae; Streptophyta; Zygnematophyceae; Desmidiales; Closteriaceae.